AUGUAUAAUUUUGAGUCAAUUCGUAAAAUAAACCUGGGAGAAAAUCCUAACUCGUCCACCAGUAACCAAUUUUAUCGAAGUAUAAUUAGAAAUGUUACACCUCUUUAUGGUUAUAUAGAUAACUUUUCACAUUUUAAUCAUAUGCCCAAUCGUUCUCAGAUUCGUAAUUCAUUCUUUCCAUUUCAUCUUAAUCCUACACCAGCUUGUAGUCGUAUUGAUAAUUCACUCAUUCCAUCGCAUCUUAAUCAAAUCAAUCCUCCUUCAUGGGAAAUAAAAAAGGAAAUUCCUAUGGAUGAUUCAUUAACGCAUAGAAACCUUUUAAAUUCAACUUCUGAAAUUUUAAAGGAUAAUUCUACAGAAAUUAAUCUACAGAGCCCUGCUCUUUUGUAUGCACCAGAAAAUCCUGUGAGUAUCACUUCUAGUAAUUUAUAUAGAUCAACAGAAAAUGAAUCUAUAUCAACAAGUGCUAUGAAACAGGAUUUGCAUAAUUUAGUUGAUAAUCAUUCUACAUCAACAAGUGCUAUGAAGCUGGAUUUGCAUAAAUUAGUUGAGAAUGAUUCUACAUCAACAAGUGUUAUGAAGCUGGAUUUGCAUACAUUAGUUGAGAAUGAUUCUACAUCAACAAGUGCUAUGAAACUGGAUUUGCAUACAUUAGUUGAGAAUGAUUCUACAUCAACAAGUGCUAUGAAACUGGAUUUGCGUAGAUUAGUUGAGAAUGAUUCUACAUCAACAAGUGCUGUAGAACCGAGAUUGUGUGGAUCAGUAGAGAAUGAUUCUACGUUCGCAAGUGCUGUGGAAUUGGGUUUGCAUAGAUCAGUUGAGAAUGAUUCUACAUCAAAAAGUGUUGUAAGUGUAACAAUGCAGGAGAGUAACCAAGAACUGAAUUAUCUGAAUUUUUGUUCUAGUUUAGAAACUAAUGAAGUUAUGCUGCCUGAUUGUGUUAUCAAAAUUGAAAAUGAUACUUUUAGUUGUUCCAAGAGUGAACAUGAUAUCAAUAAUGAAGGAAAUAUCGAUAUGUCUUUAAUUUCUCAAAAAAUAAAAAAGGUAGCAUAUUCUAAGCCCUAUCAAUUUAUUGACCCUCAAUCUUUUGAUACAAUUAACAAUGUUGUUGUAGAAAAUGCUUUUAGCUUAAAAGACAAUGAGAAAAUCAGUAAUGAUUGUCACUUUUACAAAAAAAAUUCGUGUUCUCGCUUUUCUGAAAACACUUACAAAUGCAACUUUUGCUCUAAAUUUUUUAAUCUCAAAGUUAUUUUAAAUGCUCAUAUCAUUAAAGAUCAUAAAACAAAAAGAUUUCAAUGUCAUAAAUGUUUAAGGAAUUUUAAUUCCAAAACUGAAUGUAAGGCCCAUUUUAUAACUACUCACAAAUAUGCCAAUAAAGUGAGAUGUAAUUAUUGCUUUAAAAGUUUUAAGGAAAAGUUUAUUCUUAUUGAACAUUAUGGUACAUUCCAUAAAAUCACUGUUCCAUUUUGGCAUGAAACACAAUUAAGUAAUAAUGAUAAUUUUAAAACUAUUACGAGUAAAAAUGGUUUAAACAAACCAGUUUGCCCACUGUGUCGCUAUGAAUGUCGGUCAAAAAUAAAUUUGAUGCGGCAUUAUAGUAAAGUUCACAGAAUUCACUUUAGAGCUGUUUGCAUUGUAUGCAGUAAAAACUGUUUCUAUUUUGGUGUUCUAAAGAAUCAUUACCAACACCAUUGUCUUCAUCCAUUUUAUUGUUGUGACUGUAAAAAACUUUUCAACACUAUGUCCUCAUUUAAACUUCAUAACUGUAAAACUGAGAUUGAUAGUGGAGCUUAUUCUUGUGCAAACUGUAAUAGAACUUUUAUAGGGAUCUCCCAGCUCAAUAUGCAUGUAUGUGGAAAAACACUUGGAAGUCUACAGUUUAAUGAUCCUUCUAAAGCUGUUGGUCCUCUGGUUGUAAUUGUCAAAGAAGUUAACUUACAGGAUCAAAUCGUUAAAAUGGGUUCCUUUACAACCCAAUCUGUAGCAGGAACAGACAUGUUAAGUGGUGAAUCUAAAAUAUACAAGUGUAGGCUUGUUCAUUAUAGGUGUCACAUUUGUGGGAAAUGUUUUAAACUCAAGCAUAAUCUUGUAGCUCAUAGUUUUUGUCAUGUGGAUAAAUCCUUAUCCUGUCCCAUUUGUGAUCGAGUCUUUCAAGAUUUUAAUCUUUUACAAAAGCAUUAUUUAAGCCAUGUAAUAAAACCUUUCAAAUGCGACUCAUGCGAUCAGGGAUAUAUUUUUGAACACAGUCUCGUCAAACAUACUUUUGGAUUAAAACAGAGUCGCCAACAGUCAUUUUCCUGCAAGGACUGUAAUAAACUUUUUGAUGAUAUGUUACAGUUAGAAACUCAUAAAUGUGAUGACCGGCUUUUUACUUGUGAAAUCUGUAGAAAAUGCUAUGACGAGGAACGGAUGCUUAUACUUCACGGUUUUUUACAUUUGUGUACAAAACCAUAUGUUUGUCCUGUUUGUAACAAAAACUAUACCUGUGUGUACAGCUUAUGUCAUCAUUAUGUUACCCAUAAACCAGAAGAAAAGCGUGAUAGUGAAAUUUGUGACCAACGUUUUGUGGAGGAUCGCAGAAUCCAAACUCGUUUUUCUAGAGUACACAAUGAAAAUUUUCUCAGGCGUUCUACCCGCAAAAAAAGUUUCGGUGAUAUUUUGGACCACAAAACUUUUCAAGAAAAUGAUAUUUUUAAACACCUUGAAGACGAAAAGCAGAUGCAAAUAGAUGUAUCUACAAAGAUCCAAACAGAUAGUAGUUAUGUCUGUGAUGUUUGUGAUAAGGGUUUUAAUGAUUAUGAAGAAUUCCUGUGUCAUAUUUACAGAUCACAUGAAAAAAAGAUUCUUAGUUGUCGUAAAUGCAGAAAAAGUUACAGUACAAUUGUUUCCUUCCAAAUUCAUAAAUGUAGUCAAAGAUAUGAAAUCUUUAAAACCGAGUGUAAAGCGAAUGUGUGUGAUAUUUGUAAUCGUCGUUUUACUUCAGAGAAAUUAAAAAAACAUCUUCAUCAUUUUCACAGCAAAGAUCGCCUGCUUAGUUGUUGGCGUUGUAGAAGGAGUUUUAAAACAAUCUUAGGUUUCAAAAAGCAUAAGUGCUUGGGUUGUUCAAUUUGUAAAAGAGUGAUAACAAGUACAGAGUUAAAAAAACAUGAAUCAACAUGUAAGAGACUCAAAUGUGCCUUUUGUGAUUUGUAUUUGCCCAAUAAAGCAGCUUUUAUUAAACACACAAAGACGCAUGAAAAUAAAAUUGAAAGUAACCAAGUGGAAAUGAAGGAAACAGAUUCAAAAGAAGACCUUGAUUUAAGCAAAUACUACACCGUAGUCACAAAUCCCAGGAGGUAUGUAUGUGGUACGUGUAAAAAGAUCUGGUAUGAUAAAGAAUGUUUUGAAAAGCAUUGCAUUAGGAUCCAUAAAACUGAUGUAAAUGACACCAAAGUUGUUUCAUCUAAGCAGCUACAAUUUUCUGAAGUGAAUGCACCUUAUCCGAAUAGCUCCAGUAGUGAAGUUUUUUCAGUUACUUGUGAAAUUUGUCACAAAAUAUUCAGUUGCCCAGAUGUGUUUUUGAAACAUGCUUGCAUUAAGAAUAAGAAAAAAAUAUUAAAGUGUGAUGUUUGCAAUCUAAUUUUUAAUAGAAUGCAAGGCUACACAAGUCAUAUUCGUAGUCAUUCAAGAUCUGUUUUCAAAUGUGGAAUUUGCUGUAAGCAUAUAACUGCGACAGGAAAAUUGAAAGUACAUAUAUCUGAACAUUUAGAUAUAAGGAAAAAUAAGUGUACAAUUUGUAAUAAAGCUUUUGUAAGAGCAAUUCUUCUUAAAGAGCAUAUGGCUAUACACGGCAACCAGAGACAUUGUGAAUGUAAAUUGUGUGACAAAAAGUAUUUUACAAAUCGCGAACUCCACGGACAUUAUCGUGUUAAACAUCCUGAAAGUUCUUACAAGUCAAAAAAAAUUUAA
Molecule: messenger RNA, 3948 nt
Organism: Parasteatoda tepidariorum (common house spider)
Lineage: Eukaryota; Metazoa; Arthropoda; Arachnida; Araneae; Theridiidae
Source: RefSeq, a predicted model, not a curated record